Molecule: messenger RNA, 11029 nt
Organism: Sorex fumeus (smoky shrew)
Lineage: Eukaryota; Metazoa; Chordata; Mammalia; Eulipotyphla; Soricidae
Gene: MAP3K2
Product: mitogen-activated protein kinase kinase kinase 2
Exons: 17
Coding region: 634-2493 (619 amino acids)
Biological process (GO): protein phosphorylation
Molecular function (GO): ATP binding; protein binding; protein kinase activity
Source: RefSeq, a predicted model, not a curated record
ACCCCCGGCGGCGGCGGCGGCGGCGCCCGAGGACGCUGGUGGGGGCCGCUGGGUGCGGCGUGGAGGGUCGCGAGGUUCGCCGCGACGAUCCUGGACGACGAGCCGGAGGCCCCGCCGCCCCGGCCGCGGAUUCGCCGCCCUCGCCCGCGCGACGGCCUCUGGCGGGCGCUCUCGGCUCGCAGCUUCCUCCUCGGCUGCCCCGCUUUCGGGGGGCGGGGGGGCGGCCUCGGCGCCGCGGCCGCCUGCAGCAGCGAGAAGCGCCGGCGAGGGCCCUGCCGCCUCGUGACGGUCCACGCGCUCGCCAGCCCGCCCGGCCCGGGCUCCAUGUGAAGGAAGGACGGGCCUGCCCGCCCUGCCCCCGGACCCCGGAGCCCGGACCGCGGACCCGCACCCGGCCCCGCGCCCCUCGCCCGCCUGCUCGCGCGCCCCUCCGGCCCACGGGGGUCCGCGGCCUCCCCGCGCGGGGGCCGCCGUGACAGGCCGCGCGGGGGCGGAGGGGCCGGCUCGGAGGCGGCGGCGGCGGCCCCUCCUCGGGCCUGCGGCUCCUUACGUCCCCGCGGAGCGGCCGGCACUAAAGAAUGUUGAAGGGAGAGCCAUUUCCCUAAUUUUCACAUUGUUGAGCUGUUUGCCAUAAUGGAUGAUCAGCAAGCUUUGAAUUCAAUCAUGCAAGAUUUGGCUGUUCUUCAUAAGGCCAGUCGACCAGCAUUAUCCCUACAAGAAACCAGAAAAUCAAAAUCUUUAUCUCCAAAAAAACAGAAUGAUGUUCGAGUCAAAUUUGAACACAGAGGAGAAAAACGAAUCCUUCAGUUCCCUAGACCAGUUAAACUGGAAGACCUAAGAUCUAAAGCUAAAAUUGCCUUUGGACAGUCUAUGGACCUGCAUUAUACCAAUAAUGAGUUGGUAAUUCCAUUAACAACCCAAGAUGACUUAGACAAAGCUGUGGAACUGCUGGAUCGCAGUAUUCAUAUGAAGAGCCUGAAGAUAUUACUUGUAAUAAACGGAAGUACACAGGCUACAAAUUUAGAACCGUUGCCAUCAUUAGAAGAUUUGGAUAACACAGUAUUUGGAGCAGAAAGAAAAAAAUGGCUUUCUCUAAUAGCUUCCACUAAUAGAGAUAGAAGCUCCCCUCCCCCCGGAUACAUUCCAGAUGAAUUACACCAGGUUGCCCGGAAUGGGUCAUUCACAAGUAUCAACAGUGAAGGAGAGUUCAUUCCAGAGAGCAUGGACCAAAUGCUGGACCCAUUAUCUUUAAGUAGCCCUGAAAAUUCUGGCUCAGGAAGUUGUCCAUCACUUGAUAGUCCUUUGGAUGGAGAGAGUUAUCCAAAAUCACGAAUGCCUAGAGCACAGAGCUAUCCAGAUAAUCAUCAGGAAUUUUCAGAUUAUGAUAAUCCUAUUUUUGAGAAAUUUGGAAAAGGAGGAACCUACCCAAGAAGGUAUCAUGUUUCUUAUCACCACCAAGACUAUAAUGAUGGUCGUAAAACUUUUCCAAGAGCUAGAAGGACUCAAGGGACCAGCUUCCGGUCUCCUGUUAGUUUCAGUCCUACUGAUCACUCCUUAAGCACUAGUAGUGGAAGCAGUAUCUUUACCCCAGAGUAUGAUGAUAGUCGAAUAAGAAGAAGGGGAAGUGACAUUGACAAUCCUACUUUGACAGUAAUGGACAUCAGCCCUCCCAGCCGCUCACCUCGUGCUCCCACCAACUGGAGAUUGGGCAAACUCCUUGGCCAGGGAGCCUUUGGUAGGGUCUACCUCUGUUACGAUGUUGAUACAGGAAGAGAAUUGGCUGUUAAGCAAGUUCAGUUUGAUCCUGAUAGCCCUGAGACCAGCAAGGAAGUAAAUGCACUUGAAUGUGAAAUUCAGUUGCUGAAAAACUUGCUGCAUGAACGAAUUGUUCAGUAUUAUGGCUGUUUGAGGGAUCCCCAAGAAAAAACCCUUUCCAUAUUUAUGGAAUAUAUGCCAGGGGGCUCAAUUAAGGACCAAUUAAAAGCAUAUGGAGCUCUUACUGAAAAUGUGACUAGAAAAUACACACGUCAGAUUCUGGAGGGCGUUCAUUAUUUGCACAGUAAUAUGAUUGUUCAUAGAGAUAUCAAAGGUGCAAAUAUUCUGCGAGAUUCAACAGGUAACGUCAAACUUGGAGAUUUUGGGGCCAGCAAGAGACUACAAACCAUCUGCCUUUCAGGAACAGGAAUGAAGUCUGUCACAGGCACACCAUACUGGAUGAGCCCUGAAGUGAUUAGUGGAGAAGGCUAUGGUAGAAAAGCAGAUAUCUGGAGUGUGGCGUGUACUGUGGUAGAAAUGCUAACUGAAAAGCCUCCUUGGGCAGAAUUUGAAGCAAUGGCUGCCAUCUUUAAGAUUGCCACUCAGCCAACAAACCCAAAGCUGCCACCUCAUGUUUCAGACUAUACUCGAGAUUUUCUCAAACGGAUCUUUGUAGAGGCCAAAUUGAGACCUUCAGCCGAUGAACUCUUAAGGCACAUGUUUGUGCAUUAUCACUAGCAGCCAGUAACUUCUCUUGUGCCUCUACUCAGCUCCCAUCUGUUCAUUCACCUUCUCUCUGACUGCACUUUUCUUUUUUAUAAAAAGAGAGAUGGGGAGAAAAAAAGACAAGAGGGAAAGUAUUUCUCUUGAUUAUUGGUUAAAUUUGUUUAAUAAUAAUAGUAACCUAAAUUUUUUAUAUUUAAUCUUUUUUUUUUCCUUAAAAGAACUUGAAACUUUUUUUUUUUUAAUUUUUAUAAUGUACUGAUUUGGUUCAGAGAGAUAAAGCACUUUAGUACAUAGUCGCUCUUUGUAGUAUAAACAGAUCAUUUGGGAUACUUAAAGAUUGUAUAGCCUCUUUCCCUGUAGCACAACAGAUUGGUGGUGACAGGGAGACAAGGAAAACAAGGAGAAAUGGUGUAUAAUUUGUAGUUUUUAGUGAUAGUAUUUAAAGUACAUCCUUGUAUGUGGGGUUGAACCCUAAACUUGAGUUUAGGGUAGGUACUCAACUUAAAGAAUAUAGGUUCAUUCUUAUAUCUAUAUUCUUUAGAUUCUAACCUCUGUCUACCAAGCUUUUUGCUCAGUAGGAAUCUUGAUAGAAAAUAUAAACCUUUAAGAGGUAUGUUUGUUAAUCCUACAGUAUAAUAAGCAAAUACACUAUAAUAGAUCCAUGUUACUGGAACCUGUAAACCUUGAGGGAUAGCUUUCUGCUUUAAAUAUAUAUGUAUAUUACUUUAUGUUAAAGCAGAUCAUUGAGCAAAUGAAUCCAAUUUAAAAAUCAAAGAUAAUUGCUCUAAUUAUGAGCAGUGAAAGAGACCACAUUUUCUAGUCUGCAAAAAAAAAAAAAGUGGGAAAAAAUAAAGAACCAAGUAUUAUUUAGUAUGCUUUAAAUUAUGUUCUGUAAUUGAGGGGAGAUUUCCCAAAGUGAAGAAAAAGGAGAAGUAAUAAAAAUCAUGUAUACUAUCUUACUAUUUGUGGUUCCCUGUUUCCCAUAGAUAACAUUCUCUAGGAACUAAGAAUAUCAUCCAGAGUAUCCGUGUCUCAAAGUUAGUUUGUUAGGUAAAACCCUUAUUCUUGAGAUCACAGAAUACUAAGGCACCUCUUAAAACAGGUAUCAUGUAAAGCAUUGGUUUUCCAGGGCAGACUGGGGAGGUUUCACUUGGCAUUUGGCAAUGUCUGGAGACAUUUUGUUUGUCACAGCUAGGAAGAUGUUCUUUGGGCUCUGGUGGAUAGAGGCCAAGAUGCUGCUAACAAACUAUGAUAUAUAAGGACAAUUCCCUUCCCCCCAAAAUUAUUUUGCCCAAAAUGUCGAAAGUGCCAAAAUUGAAUACCCCUUUUGUAAAUACCAGCCCUAACUUUUAAAGUAACAACCAUUUAAAAAUCAGGUUUCUAGCAAAAUUAAAUUUCAGACAGAAAGUGAACUAAUCAGAGUGAAGGUUUCCUAAGAGCAUCCAUGGCUUCAAGUCAAGGGUGAAUGAUCUCAAUUAGACAGCAAAUAGCACUCCUUUCCUUACCCAACUGCAGAUUGCGUCCAAUUUUAGAAACAAAAUGAAUUUAAACAUAUGGAGCCUGUUUAACUGAGUCAUCUGUCUCUUAUUUCCGCGAAUUAAUUCAUAAUAGAGGAAAACCAUGUCAAAGCAAAAGUAUUAACUACUGUAUAAGAAGUUAAAAAAAAAACUGCCAUGUAUUUCUGUUGUGUACUUAUUAACAGGUAGGAAAUAAAACAAAAGGAAGCAGCUGGGAAAGUCCAUUCCCAUGGAAUCUCUAGUGAAAUUAUGCUACCAAAAACAGGAAUGAUAGCAGAAAUUUGGCCACUUGCAGUUUUUUCAGCAUAUUAAUGCAAGUGCUAAGUACUUUAUUUUUAAAGGUCUACAAAAUAGUAGUCUUCCUGAAGGCCCUAAAUGUGAUACCUUUCAUGGAACUCAUAAGGCACUUGAAAUAUUUUUAUUUUCUGCUAAAAGGUAUGCUCUUUUAGGGACUCUUAAAAAUACUUGUUUCUUAAGUUAGAUAGAUCUUGGUUUACUGUAUCAAGGUCCUAUCUGGCAUUCCCAGUAGGAAUAUUUGAAAUUCCACUAGCUAGUCUGAGAAGUUAAAGGACAAAUAUAGUAGUUAAAACUUCUCCCAUACCUUUAUAAUCAAAGGAAGUAGCUGGCAAGGAGAAUAUGAAUUAGUUUCCCCUCCCCCCCAAAAAAGUAACAGCUAAAUCUUGUGGCUAUACACUUAAUUCCCAAGGGUAUGGAUCUAUUAUAAUUUUUUUUUUUUAUGAGUGAGCGCAUCUCUUCUUACUUGAGCAAGAUCAUAGUGUGUGGGCCAAGUGAGAUUGUGCUUUGCCUUUUGUGGUUGUGAUUCUCAUUUGGCUCAUUUUUGGUCUGUCAGGGUAACCAUCAAUGCAGAAUAUGAGACAGUGCUCUUUAGAGAGAAAUCUUGAGAAGACUGAAACUCAGAUCAAAAUUGUUUGCUUGUUCAGUCUUUUUUAGUUUUCUAAAUACUAUAGAAAAUAAAAUCACCUGACAAGAAACUACUACUUUAACACUGCUACAGAAGACCUUUGUUUUAUAUGAAAAUAUUAUUAGCUAUGGGAAAGUAUUGUUCUUUAUGUAAAGACUUAAAAAAUAGACUAAUAGUUUACAGAGUUAUUAUAUAAAUGAUGUGAAUUUAUUUCAAACAAGUUGUGAAGGUACCAAAAAAACUCAAUAAAAGUUAAUAUAUUUAAAAACUACAAGAACAAAAAAAGCUUGACAUGAGAUGGGGUAUGGGAGAUCAAAAGUAAAUUUCAAAAAGAAAAUUUGAAAGGAAACACUUCUUCAGGAGCAGUUAAAUAAAAUGCUCCAUUUUUUUUUCUAGUAAUGGUAUGGAUCAGCAAAUGGAAUUUGAAAUUUUUAUGACUCUAAAUGUGUUUUGUUUUUUUAAAUGCACAAAUGAUUCUUCUAUACUGUAAUGUUUCUUUGCUGAGGCUGGAAAAUGGCCAGACUGCUGACUUUGUGCCUUUAAAAUGCAUUCUGCUUUGAUAGUGGCAGACUUUUUGGUGCUGGAGAAGAUUCACUAGCAGUCUUACAUGUGCUUUUCAGGAACUGUCUUUCUACUUAGACCUUGAAAGAUUCAAUGGCAUGAUUUAGGCUUGGACCAAUGUCAGAUCUAUCACAUUGCAAACACAAUGUAUUGAAUAAAAGGGUUGAAUAAUAUAAUGACUGAAUAAUUUUAUGGUUGGUAAUUCUUUAAAAUUUAUUUAAAAGUACAUAGGCUGAAAUGUGUACAAUAAAAUGACUGAAAAGAACUUUUUAACUUACUCAUUUAUGAAAAAUGACUAUAGAUUUUAACUUACUUGAAAAAUGACUACAGAUUUCAAGGCACAGUCAGUCUUAACAAAAUUUACUUAAGAGAUUGAAAUGUUAGUACACACAUACUGAACUCUAAAAAAAUAGUUACAACUUAUUUCAGAAUAAAUUGAAUUGGCUUUCACUUGAGAGUUUUUAUCUUAUUGCCAACCAAAACUACAUUGAAAAGAUAAUUUAAUGACUUUUGUUUGCUUCAACCCUUACUUUCUGAGACGGGUUGUUAGAAGAUAUGUGAAAUCAUUGAAAAAAAAUAAUAGAUUUUUUAUAGAGAUGACAAACCAAAAACCUUGGCCCACAGCAAGUUUUGUGCCAGUGAUUUCAUUUGGGGUCUAGGGACUAAUAGUUUGAUAUAAAUCACCUGGUAUCAAUCAAGUAUAGGAAUGUAACUCUUUUCUUAAUAUGGUAAAUCUUUUUCAUUUGUUCAUUAAUUGUGAAUUAUUGUAUAAGGUACUAAAUUAAAUUAUCCUUAAGGAGGUUGCAAUCUAGGUGGAAACAUAGGCAGCUAGUUAGGAAGUAAGGGGAAAGCAAUUUGGGAUGAUUAUUGGCUUACAUAAACCAAAAUGUUAUUAUUAACAGGGAUUAAAAGUAUCCCCACAUUGGAGUACCCCCAUAGUCUUUCUCUCUCUUUCUCAGGACUCUCUCUUACAAAAUCCAGCAUCUGCUCAAAUAGUUUGGUGAUUGGGGGAGGGUUUUUUCCCUGCUUUUUUCUUUUCUGUUGGUCCAAAUUGUUAAAAUAAUCAAAACAUUGAUAGUCAUUGAACUCUAUAAAAGUGUUAUUUAAGCAAAAAUCAGGACAGUUCUUGAGACCUUAAUUGAUCGCUAAGUUUGACCUUUAUUAAAAAUGUAAUCUUCGUAUUUUAAUUAUAAAUUGGUUAAAUAUUAACAAAAAGAAAUUUAAUUGUUAAGUUUUGGUAGUGCCUUUUUCUCUGUAUGCCUUAAAUUUAUUUUGUAUUAAUAUCAAUUCAUAUUACCUGCCAAAAUGAAGAAUUUUCCAAAACCAGUAGACUUCAAGAGUUCCUUUGGCCUUAUACAUUCGUGUAUUGCCCCUUAAACAUUUCUUAAUACCUGUUUCCUCCUCUUAUCCUUUUCUACCUCUUUUUUUCUUUGUGUUAGAAGAGAAACAUUAGAAUUAGUCUGUAAUAGACACAUUGCAGUCUCCAAUAAAUGUGAUUUCCUAAGAUAAACCUAAGAAAGAGGUAUUCUAAUUCUAAAGAGACAUAGACAGUUGUUUCCAUGUUGAUUACUUGAUUUUCAAUCACAUUGGCAUUUUCCAAAUUCAUUGUAUAUUGAGAUCCAGUUAUGAUUUUAUAACUGACCUAGAAUGUUUUUUUGGGGUUUUUUUUUUGCCCUAAGUAUGUUAACUGAUUCAUAAAGGUUAAAGCAGUGAGAUUUAGAACAUUGAGCAAGAAAUAAAUCCAGGGAUAGCAAAUUCUAAUCCUUACUUUCUAACUAACAUUUUAACUAAAAUUCUAACUUGUUUUUCUGUGAAUUGUGUGUGUGUGUGUGUUUGUGUGUGUGUGUGUGUCUGUGUAUAGUGGGGCAGGGAUGGGGGGAAAAAAAGGAAAGGUAUGAAUGUUCAAUUAGAUUAGACUGUUCUUGCAAGAACACCUCAAAUGUGUGUGACCUACUGAUGAUGGAUGAGUAUCAUCCUCCUCAGAUAGGAUUGCUAGCACAUUUUCCACAAGUAGUUAGUACAAGUGAUUGUUUAAUAAAGGCAUUUAUUGUAAAUUGCCAAGCCCCUUGGUUAAUAAAAUAGAUUAAAAUCGAACUUGUAUGUGUGUACAAUAGUGAGCUUAUAUAUAAUUCUUAAGUAGAAACUAAUUGAUUUUUGCUUAGUUCUUCAUGAACUCUUUGGAAUAGAAAUUCUGCCAGACAUUACUAAAAUAAGUUUCUUUGCUUAUCAGUUGAGUGUUCUGAAGGAAAUUGUCUCAUAACCUCUUUUUGGUUGGCUUGGGAAGGCGUGUUGUGAAGCCACUGUUCCUUCUUCACAGAUGUUUUUAGCUUUGCUUUGACUUCUACCACAGUCUGGUCAGGAUGCCACGAUAGGUGUGGGAAAAAUUGGUGCCAGCUAUCUCUCCUUCUCAGAGCUAUAGAUAGUAAUAAGCUAUCAGGAGAAUCUUUUCUAAGUGAUAGAGUGAUCAUAAUAUAGCUUCAGAGAAUUGAGAUGAGUCACGGCUGUCAUAAAGAAGUUUUUUCUGUUGCCUAUGUACAUUCUUAUGUAAUUCUUUAUAUUUUCACAAAUAAGCAUUCAAAUUGACAGUCAUAGGCUGUUUUUGUUAAUAACAGGAAAGGCAUUAAAUCAGUGACUGAUGACUUCUCCUUUGUAUUCUCAAUCUGUAUUAUCAGAAUAACUUUAAACCAAAGCUUUUAUAUUCCCUGAAUAUAUAGCCAAAAUGAUUAGCACUGUUACUUCUGCCCACCUGUAAGCUAAUAGUGUAAAAUUCAUCAAGCAAGUCUUAGAAAUUUGUCACUCAAUCUAUCCUUCAAGUAAAAGGACAGGUGCUCAGUGUUCUCAUUUAGAAGAUGUAGAAUUUACUCCCAACUAUUCAGAAUUAUAUAAGCAUUAAAAACUUGAGCUUGUACACGUGCCAAUCUUUGUAAUGUCACUUGACUGUAAAUGCAUUGAAAUAUUCCUCAGAUUGGUGAUGUGCUUUCUUCCUACUGUCUUAACAGUUUUGAACUUGUGUUUGUCUUGAGGGACAUUUCCGGAAAGCUGUGAAAAAAGUAGGUCAAUGACUGACUUCUGCUUUGUGCCAUAAAUUGGCAUGUAAGGAAGAGUUGGCUCUCCGAAAUACAUGCAGAGUUUCUUUCUAAAUGAGAAUUUCUGGGUCUCUUACUAUAAUUGCUGACAGUAAAGUUUAUGACUAUAUUGAAAAGUACUUUUGUGUUGACUUACUUAUAUUUUUUAGAAUUUGUUUUUAAGAGCAUAUAUAUCUAGAGGCGAUUUUUGGCAUUAUUACUUGAAGAGGGGUAUAAAAAGUAACAAAAUUGCAUCCUAAGUUCUGUGAGAAACUUUGCAUUCAAAAUGGAUUGGACAUGUUCCUAUUUUCCAGAGGAGUUUUUUCUACCUGGAAUAAGAAAGGACUAAUGAAACAUUUGAGCUGGAAUGACUUAAUGGGCAAAAGAAAAUGGGCCAAAACCUUCUAAAUGUACCCUGUUCAAUAAAAGUACAGUGUCUAAGAAUAAGAAUACUUCUUUAAAAACAAACAGUUCUUUAUAAUACAAUCUUAAUUAGAAAGUAAGAAGUUUACAUUUUUUCUAUUGCUGUUGGUUUUAAAAUUGUUACCCUGCAUUCUGAAAUAUUAUAAGAAUCAAUACCAAAAAUACUUUUGAAGUCUGACAUCUCUUACAUUUCACAUGGUUCUUUUUAUUCAGAUAUCAUUGUAAAUAAAAGUAAAGUUGGAUUAAUAAGUUUAUAAGUUAAAUAAGUUGAGAGUAAACUUUUAAUUGUUGAAAACUAUGAUUAUCAACUUGUAAAUGUACCCUGAUCUAAUGUACAUUUUUAAAUAUAGGCAUUAAAAUCUCUAUAUUAGUUUCUCUGUAUAAACAUUUUAAAUCUCAGCUGAGAAUUUUAUAAUUCUCAACUGGGAAGUUUAUAAUUGUGUACAAAGUUUUUUUCCCUAUCAAGGUUGAAUUUUUUGCACAUUUUUGGAAACGUUUAAUUUGUACACUGAUUUACUACUCUGACCAAUAAUUGUUGAUGAGUGUAUGAGUAUCAUGAAUGAGUGCAUUGAACUACUGUCUGUGUCUCUGUUUUAACUUCUUUUAAUAUGUAGCCAUCAGUAACUACACUGCUAUUACUGACUUAAAUGGACUCUCUUGCUUUUACAAAGUAUCUAUGGUUCUAUCUUUGUUGAAGAACUCAGGAGUUCAACAUCACUUUCUGAUUUUAUAUGUAUUCUAAAAUCCAUGACUAAGUUGAAAGUAUGAUUGUAACUGCAUAUCAGGGGUUGUAUGUGUGUGGAGAUGUAUUUUUUUGUUUGUUGGCACAUGUAUAUAUCCCAGUAAUUUCUUAAUUUCAUUUCUACAUUUUUAUGAACUUGUUUUAUAAGGGUACUGUUUAGUUAGAGUAAAUAUAUAUAAAAGCUUUCUGAGAGAUUAUUUACUAUAUAAAUAUAUUUUCAGCUGGCUGAUCAAAAAGUUUUUAAAUUUUGUUUUUAACCAUUCAAAAUGUAUUUGUAUUUCCAGAAUUGAAGGCAAACUUUCAAGUACUUUUGCAAGGCAGUAUAUUGAAUCUCUUCUGAGAAUUCAGUGAAAUGAAAAUAAAAAGGAAAAAACAGAUUUUAAACUGUAGCAAAAAUGUUGUCUAAUUCAGAUGGCCAUUGAAUUCUCAGAGUUCUGAAAAAAAAAUGUGAAACUAAAUUGUCUUGAAGAGAUGUCAAGAUUUUUAUAUCACAAGUUUGCUUUUUUUUUUUUUACAUAUUUUUUAAUUCUUCCCCAAAAGAUUUCAGCGUUCAGUUCUUCUCUUAGUGGACAGGGUCCUACCACACUUAGGAAACAACACAUAAACAUAAUUGUGAUUUUCUGUAAUUGACUACAACUUGGUUAACAGACGUCCAAACAUAGAUUGUUGUGUCUUUCUACUGUACUGUGUAUUUUAAGUAACUGGCAGAAAAAGAAUUGGAAUUUAAAUUUCCAAUCUUGUAGAUUGUACGUAUAGAAAAAUCUUGUUUUUAAUAUGCGGUACUGCAUAAAUUGCUUGUGUUUGGAAUAAAGUCCACUGUUGAAGCUGAUUGUCAUUACGCUUAGUGUUACAAGAAGCCGAAUGAUUAGGAAAACCUAUCGGAAGCCAGAUGCUGUGUGGUACGUGCCACAUUUCAUGCACAUUUUGACUUUGUGUUGUUCAUUCAAAAUUGUGCUUGUAAAAAUGUAUAAAAUUUCUGAGUAUUACAUUUUCUAUGUACUUGUUUUUUUUUCUUUGCUGGUAAAUAGCUUUUUAAAAAUUAAUGUAAAAGAAACCAUGUUUAUAUUUUGUUAGUAAUCAAUGACUUUGUUUAUAUGGAAAUUUGUAUAUUGUUGGAACACAUCUUUGUUUAGAUUUAUUGUGCAUGAAGGCUUGCAAUAAUUAGCACAAUGAAAAUUCUUUUUCUUACACAUCAGUUCUUUUUGGGAAAGAUUGUGGUGCAAAGGUUUACUGUAAGUAAACCUCCUGGACUAUGGAAUGAACAUAUAUGGAUGGCACUUUGAGUGUUAAUAAAGCUGAUAUUUAUUUCCACUGUGAA